Messenger RNA from Lactuca virosa, 636 nucleotides. The record is from the annotation of a GenBank genome assembly. Lineage: Eukaryota; Viridiplantae; Streptophyta; Magnoliopsida; Asterales; Asteraceae.
AUGUCAGACUACAUUCCUUCGAAAAUCCUAGUGGAAAUCUUCAAAAGACUUCCUGUGAAGUCAGUUCUUCAACUAAGAUCCCUCUCAAAACGAUGGAAAUCUUUGAUCGACAGCUCUAAGUUCAUUGCUGGUUACGGGGCCCACCAAACUCAGCCACAGAGUCUACUUGUAACCUACAACGAUCCAGAGAGCCAACACCAGGACGAAACAUAUGCUUCAUUGGUUGAUGAUGAGACCUUCGUCCAACAAGAGAUCCGUCCAAUGCUUCCUGAGCUCACUAAACAACUUUUGAUGUCACGUGUUAUUGGUAGCUCUCAUGGAUUGUUCUGCUUGUUUGGUUACGAACCCAACAGUGAGAUGGCUGUUCUUUGGAAUCCUUCGAUUAGAAAAUCAGUUUGUGUAGCUGUGCAUGGUGUGCUACUUAUGCGUCAAAACGCCAUUCUUGGUUUUGGGGUUUGUCGUAUCACUAGUAACCCUACGAUUGUGAAGAUAGAUGGUUCGGUAAUUGAGGUUUUUACAUUGAGCACAGGUAGUUGGAGAACUCUUCCCAACAAUCUGCAGAUUAAUUCCAUUAAGUUCUCAUGGCGUCAUGUAGUUAUAGAUAGUUUAACCAAUCAAGAAGAUCAGGAUGAAUAA